AACAGCUGUUAUGUGUCUGAGUCUUGUAUCAGUGCCAGACUGGGGGUGGGACUCAAACUCCCAAAGUCCCUCAGUGUGAGCUGUUGCUAAACUUCCGAUCUGCAGCCUGGAGCUUUAAAAACACGUUAGAGAAGAGAAGUGAGCGCGCAUAUCAGGACAAUGGCGGAUGAAGCAUCAUUUGUGGAGGAGGGCGUCCCCCCCUCUCAGGCCCCCCUGGUGUCAGUCAGCUUCCAGAGGAGCGUCAAUCGGAAACAGAAGUACCUCGAGGCUGAGCCGAGAGCUCUGGGGAUCACUCAGAUCGGCCUGAGUCUGUUUCAGAUCAUCAGCUCGGUGGUGUUUUUGUCCAACGGCCUGAAUACUGCGCAAACUGACCUAACGAUCAUCGUCGCAUCUGUACUGGUGGUAAUAGCUGGGACUUUGACUGUUGCAGCACAGAACCUCCAGCUACCAAUGCUGAGGGCGUGUUUGGGGAUGCAGAUUGUGGCUGUUGGCGCCUCCGUCACCAACAUGAUCAUUUCUCUGGUUAAAAUGAAUGAGAUCCCCUACUUCUGCUGGCAUUACUACUAUGAUGUGAACUCCACCACAUAUGGCGACAUCUGCCAUAACAUUGAGGGCACCAUUUCACACUUCUGUUCCGAGUUUGUGCUCAUUCACGUUGCCCUGGUGACCAUCUCCAUCACUGUGGCUGCCUACUGCUGCAAGGUGGUCAACUGCUGCUCGCCAGCUCCCAAAAUGCCUGUGAUCACUGUGCAGGCGCCGCCCACACAGCAGUGAGGAGGAAACAGAUGUUCAGCUGCACCCAAAUGCCACAGAAUUUUUUUUAAACUGCACUGUUAAAAAUGUUGUAUCACCAAUGUAUCAAAUAACUCUGUGAAAUGUGAAAAGGGUUUGUUUUAAGCAGCUUAUGAGACAGAUGUUGUUUUUUAAAGCCGGUGGAGACCAAACCAGAGCCAAAAAAGGAGAGCAACUAUGGAAAUUCAGGCGGACAAAAACAUGGAUAAUAACUAAAGUCGAUCUGUGUCUGAUGGACGUUUUCUUCCAUAUUUUUCAUAGCAUUUUUAUAAUGUAAUAUAAUUAAGAAAUGAGUUUACAGGUUGUCCCAAUGCAACUAAUUGGUUAAGAAAUGCUUCUUUAAACAAUAACUUUAGUUAUUUUAAGUGGAAUUACAUUAUCAAGCUUCUGCACUUAACCAUAUUUUUUCAUUAUAUAUCUUUUUAUUUUGUAAUCAUCUCUAAUAAUACAAUUAAUCUCAGCCAAAUGUAUCUAUUAAGGUGCUGCAAUAAGGGACAAAUGCCUUAAAUAUAAACAGAACGUUUAAUAUUAAAGUGUCUCUACAGUGAGGAGCUCUGACUGAACUUUGGCAAUAGGAAGGAAUUACAUACUAAUGGCAAAUGCUCAAAUGUAAUGUGACUGCAGAGGUACGUCAUAAAGUUGUAAACAGGUCUUCUGAAGUUUGCUGACAUUAGCCACUGUAAUACCAUACCAUACCAGAGUAUUUUUGAGUUGAUGUGUAUUAUUGCUUAACUUUUUUAUAAGAGAAAGAUUGUGUUGUUUCUUCUUUAAAGGUACGGUCAUUUUACAGCCGAGGGGAAAUAAUACAAGACGAAUAAUCAGUGCUUACUAUAUAAGUUAACUCACUAAUCAAUGCUAAUUUUAUUCAGAAUGUAUGAUUGUACAGCUACCUAAAUAAUGCGUUUUUUUUUUACUGCAACUAAUAUUAAGAAAUAAUAAAUACCAAAAAAUGUAAA
Molecule: messenger RNA, 1748 nt
Organism: Eleginops maclovinus (Patagonian blennie)
Lineage: Eukaryota; Metazoa; Chordata; Actinopteri; Perciformes; Eleginopidae
Exons: 7
Coding region: 160-774 (204 amino acids)
Source: RefSeq, a predicted model, not a curated record